Messenger RNA from Chlamydomonas reinhardtii, 4772 nucleotides. RefSeq lists its product as uncharacterized. Gene Ontology annotation, cellular component: membrane. The record is from RefSeq and is a predicted model, not a curated record. Bases 195 to 3254 code for a protein of 1019 amino acids. The transcript has 16 exons. NCBI's taxonomy places the organism in Eukaryota, Viridiplantae, Chlorophyta, Chlorophyceae, Chlamydomonadales, Chlamydomonadaceae.
UAUUUUCGCUGCGAUUACUGAAAACAAAGCACAAAUACGCAAGUUCUAUUGAAACAAAGCGUCGGUGAACACAAGCGCGACUUGAUUCGUUUUGUGCCUUAGCUACUGUAGAGUAUAGGAGAUAGCUUAAUCCACUAUUCAGCCAGCGCCUGUUAAGUAUGGUUCAGCACAGGACGUUCCUCCUCGCGGCCUUGAUGCUCGGGCUAGGCGUCAUAUCCCAGAUAGCCGUGGCUCAGGAGACGCUUGAAGUAUGCCCAUCUAAUAACUGGCGGAAACUGCCAUUCCUACGCGGGCCAUCGGAAGCCUUCCGGAACGUCACAAAGUGGAAGCAAGCUGAUGUUGAGGAUUACGCCAAGAAGACGGUUGUGCCCCAAGUGAUUGCGAACAUCAUAUUCUUCGCUAUGGCAGUGUUCACGCUGCUAGGCUUCCUCCUGUGGCGCCUGUUCCGCCGGUGCUGCAUGUGCUGCUGCAUGAAGGAGUCAUGCGCCACUAAGCGCGGGGCGGCGGACCCGAAGCAAGUGCUUAGCGGCUGGGGCUAUUGGAUCACCAAGAUCCUCAUCUUGCUCCUAGCUCUGGCGGCCUUCUGCUUCAUGAUUGCUGGCAUGGCCACUGCGGAGAAGGACCUGGUGGUCAAGGUGUGGGAGCCGCUGGACCGCCUGACGGGCUAUUUGGGCAACACCACCAACACCAUGGACUCGCUCAUCCGGUCCUUGGACGGCGUCAACCCCAUCCUCAACAACCUCACGGCCAUUGCCAACAACGAUAUCAACUUCGCUGCCCUGAAGAGCAACCUCAAUGACAUCAGUACCUUCCUGGACCUGCCCGCCGCCAACCCUAACACCAUCGACGGCGCGCUGCGCGACCUGGACUCCUCCAUCACCUCGGCACGCAGCCAGAUGGCGGCGCUCAAGUCAUCCAUGGCGGCGCAGCAGCCCAACAUCACCGCCUUCGCGGGCGGCAUGGGCCCGCUGUCCACUGCCGUGUCCACCUUCACCGACUACAACAACAAGCUCACCACCCUGGCCGUCCAGUUCACCACGCUCACCGGCACCGCCAGCACGCCCUACAACCCCACGCCGCUGGCCACCGCCAUGGCGGCUGUAAACCUGGCCUCCUGGCGGCCCAACGUGGACGCCAUGGCGGCGGCGCUGGACGUGUGGCGCUACGUCAAGGACACGCAGGCGCUGAGCACGUUGGCCAACGCCGCGCGCGACCUAAACACGCUGGUCGGCGACGUUAAGAACAACAAGCUGCCGGGUGCCAGCAACGCCAUCACGAACUUCCUGAGCGCCUGGACCACCUACGGCCCCGCCUUUGCCGCGAUCAUUGCGCGCGUAGACUCCAUCCAGGCCACGGUGGUUGGCCUAGACGCCAGCAGCAACGCCUCCAUCAACCGCCUGCGCACCAUCAACGCCAACGUCACCGCCCUGCUGGCCAAGAGCCCCACGCCCGCCUCCCUGGCGGCCAACCUCAACUCCCUCAGCACCGAGCUCAGCCUGGGCCCCAUCACUUCGCUGGUGACCGACCUGAACAACGCGCAGAACGCAAUCAGCAACGUGCCAGACGCCAGCAUCAACGGCGCCCGCACGACCAUCGCAGCGGUCAAGGCCGCGCUUGACGCGCUGGCGCCCAAGAAAGACCUCACCGCUACCGCGCUGACGACCUACACGGCCGCGCAGAACAACGCCAACCUGGGCGCCCUCAAGGGGACGGUCUCCGGCGCUGGCAACAGCGCAGAGCUGACCAACACCGCACAGGCCGCCGCCGCAGCCGCCGCCUCGAGCACCGCCGUGCUGGCGCUGCAAACCGCCAUCAACGCCGGCGGCCUGGUGUCCACCAGCGCGAACAUCAAGAACAACCUGGCGACACAGCUGACCACACUGGACUCCGCCACGGCCUCGCUGGACGGCCGCAUCAGCACACCGCUCAGCACCUACACCUCCCUCACCAGCUCCGUGGUGGGCGUCUACAACGGCCUGCCCACGCCCAAGUCGCGGGAGGUCAGCUCCGUGACCAGCACCGUCAACGAUGUGGAGAAGGACAUGGUCACUGUCCCGGGCACAGUGCGGUCCGACGUGAACUCCAUCCAGAGCAAGUUCGGCAACGGCGUCAAUGACCUCCGCAAUAAGGUCAUCAAGAAGGUCAAUGACUUCAAGAGCAAGAAUCAGAAGAAACUGGAUGACGCCGACAGCAAACGCUACAUCGCUACUGUGGUGCUGUUCGCCAUCUCGGCCUUCUUCGUGCUGCUGCUGCUCCUGUUCGUGGCCAUCAACUGCCCCUGGGGCAUCGGCUGCGCCAUCGUCCUGUGCCUGGUCAUGACCAUCCUGCUCUACCUGCUAUCCGUGCUCUUCGCAGUGGGCCUGGUGGGAGCGCAGGACGGCUGCUACUACACCGAGACAGUUGCGCUCAACGCCAUCGGCAACACCUCCAACAUCCAGCCCAUCAUGCGCUACUACAUCCUGGACGCGAACACCAACGUGUCCGUCAAGUCCGUGCUCAAGACCGCCAACCUGGUGGACGUGGACAGCGUGACCGGCAAGGUGACGGACCAGGCCAAUGCCAUCCUGAGCAACAUCACCGCCACCUACACGCCGCGGCCCAAGCUGCAGACGGUGCUGGACGGAGUGACAGGCUUCAUCAAUGACACACUGGCGCGGGUCGACGACCUGCUGGCGAUGGCGGGCGUGCAGAACGUGCGGCCCAUCUACGUGGAGGUCAAGGAGUUCCCCUGCUGCGACCUGGCGGGCAACGCCGGCCAGACCUGGGUGGUUCUGACCUUUGGCGGCUGGCUCAUCAUGCUGGCCGUGCAGGUCAGCUUCGGCCACCUGUCCCGCCUGGACCAGCUGCCGCAGAGCGGCUGCUGCGGCUGCAAGCCGCUGCUCCUGCGCCGCAUCCAGGCGCAGGUGCACCCCGACGGUGGCAUCGCGGACGAGGAAAAGGGCCACGUCGACAGUGACGGCGCCGUCAAGGCGGUGGUGCUGUCCGCGCCGCCGGCGGGGCAGACCAUGAUGAUGACCGGCGUGGCGGUCGGCGCCGGCGCGGGCGCGGGGAUGAUGAUGGCGGCGGAUGGCACGCCUUCGGCGCCGCCGGCUUACGCCGCCUACCCGCCCGCGGCGGUUGCGAUGGACCCACACACGGGUGCGCCGGUUGACGCCUACACAGGCGCGCCCAUUGAUCCCUACACCGGCAUGGCGAUGGUGCCCACGACACCGCCGCCGCCGCCGGUGGUGCCGCCGCCCGCGGCCGCGCAAUGACUUGCCGGGCCGUCAUAUCCUGUUCCUGCUCCUGCAUACCAAGCCCGCCCCAUGGUGGCGUACGGUGGUGGCAGCGGCUACCCUGGGGCUGGCAGCCACACCAUGCGUCCGCCGUCGUACCAGCCACUGCCGCCUGCACAGCUGAUGCCGUACACAGUCGGCCCUGGCGGCUUCUCAGGCCAGGCGGUGGGAGGGCAGUAUGGGGGUCAGCCGCGGUGGGCAGCUGCACCGCCGCCUAGAUAUUACUAGCGUAGUCGGGGCGACAACUGAGUGGCUUCGUGUCGUAUGACAUUAAUGUAGCGCAUUCAUCCUUUUACUGCACGAAGCGAGCUUGGUCCGGGUACCGUUUUCUAUCCCUUCGUUCUGAUAUUGUUCAUGGGUGGUUUGGUCCCACAACGCGCAAGGCAAAGCGAUUCAUGGGCUGCGGCUCGAGGGAAGGGCAGACACGGUGCAGGAUGCGACGGCCAAACAGGGAAUCUAUAAGGUACAGAUGUGUGUCACUAUCUAUGACGUGCAGAAAUGCACGGCUCCGGAGCACCGGGGUUACAUGAUGUGUUUGUGAGAUACGCAGAGGGGGCAUUGUGUCAUCGCGUCAGGCUGUCGACUAAAGUACAACGCCGGUGGUGUAUGUGGGCAUUGCGGGCUUGACUGCGUGUGUGGUGCUGCACAACAUUGUUUAACAUCUUGUUUGUGGGGGUAAACUUCGAAAGGAGGCGUGGGCCGCUUCAACUCCGAUUGGGAGACAGGAGGGGGGGUCGUAUGGCCACCCAUGCGAAUCCGGUAGUCAUUUCAGGUCGGGGUUGCGGCACUUUCAGGCGAGGGCGACGAGGGCGGCUUCGCUUCGUGAAGUUGCGACCUGGGACAAGUACGGAAGAGGGCGUCGGGCGCUGUACGCAUGUCGCGCAGCGCCUGCAUGUAGAGAUAUUUAGAUACAUGGAAACGCGGUCGGGUGUGGGCGGCACGUGGGCGAGGUGUGCGGGGGUGCGAUGGGUGCUGGCGGGCAGCCACUGGCAGGCCGGGGUUUGCUGAACGAGCUGAGUCACUACAGACAUGCCAAGCAAGUGCACACCGACCUACUCGCAUCGGUGUGUUCUUGUGUGUUGCAUAUGGCUGACUGGUGCUCUCGACUGCACGCAACCCCGAUAGCCUGGCGUCGAGUGGCUGGAACCAGCGAAUCCAGGGCUGCGCCUCCUGGUGCGGGCUUGCUGUCCUGGAGGUGGGUCACUUGGGUGCCGCAUAGCAGGGGCCGCACGAUAUGGAAACUGCAGAGGCGGCAAGGUGUGGAGGCGCAUGUGGUGUCGGUAGAGUGGUGGUGGCGGUGGGCCUGGCGAUGAGGGGGCAGUGGGCGACAACGCAUGGCGACGCAGUGCCAGAGGUCGGGUCCAGUCGGUGCUGGGUCGGUGUCGGUGCCGGGUCGGUGUAAACCUCAAGGUGGAGACCUCGAGUGUAAAUGGCUGGGAGCCUGGGAUGCACGCGCGCACUCACGUGUCGCGUCAUUCUACCGGUAAUGAAUGUCUC